This is a messenger RNA of Geodia barretti, 456 nucleotides long. Lineage: Eukaryota; Metazoa; Porifera; Demospongiae; Tetractinellida; Geodiidae. The record is from the annotation of a GenBank genome assembly.
ACGCGCAGUUUGCAGUCUCUUUGGGGUGGUGCGCAUGAUUUGGAGACCAUGAACUCAGGGAGAGGUUCUGCGACUAGAAGGAAGAGAACUGCAGAGGAGGAGGCCACCAGAAAUGAUCUUUUUGCCUCAGACACUCUCUCGUCCCUCAGACAUCGGAAGGCGGCAAGCGAGGAGCAGGAGGCGCAAAGCGUGACUGAAGGCCUCGUAGAACUGAGACAGAUGAUGCACGGUCAGGUACAACACGCCCAGGGGGCGCUAGGAGUACUAGCAAUAUCUUCUGGAAAGCUCCAAGAGACUAAAUCAGGAAUGGAGGAAAUUGGCUCCAACAUCAAAGUCGGUCAGGGCCUCAUUUCCAAGCUGGGGAGGAGAGAUAUCACUGACAAAGUGUUGAUAUUUCUAGCGUUCAUAUUCUUCAUUUCUGUCGUUUUGUACGUCAUCAGGAAACGGAUUAUUGGU